Molecule: messenger RNA, 2367 nt
Organism: Erpetoichthys calabaricus (reedfish)
Lineage: Eukaryota; Metazoa; Chordata; Cladistia; Polypteriformes; Polypteridae
Product: gastrula zinc finger protein XlCGF57.1-like
Exons: 2
Coding region: 1-1599 (532 amino acids)
Biological process (GO): regulation of transcription by RNA polymerase II
Molecular function (GO): RNA polymerase II cis-regulatory region sequence-specific DNA binding; DNA-binding transcription factor activity
Source: RefSeq, a predicted model, not a curated record
AUGGAGAAAAAAAGAAAUAGGGACAUUAAGGAAGAAGACUGUGAGUGGGAAUUUACGCAGUGUCAGGCAAAGACUUAUGGCAUUGUGGAAGAGCUGAAUUGUAAAUGGGAAACAAAAAUCAUUAAAGAAGAGUCUGAGCCAUCCUCUGGCACCACUGAUCUGCAAAAACACAAAAGUGUAAACUGGAAGACAGAAGACCUUAAAUCGGAGCCUGUCUUUCAGGGUGUGUAUCCAGAUGAGGAGCUAACUGGAGCGGCCUACUCAAGUGGUAGGCCUCACUCCGCCCAGGUGAAGACUGAAUCUUUGGAUUGUGACAUGAAGGAGUCUGAGAAGGCAUCAUGUUCUAGGUUUUCAGGAGAAGAUUUACAAGAAGGUUGCAGCCUCUCCCCAUCUUAUUUUCCUCAGACUAUUCUUCACUUUAGACCACACCAAAAUGAACACCUGAAAAAUCUAACUACUGGAACAGAGAUUAGCCUACAGACCUCCUUGCCAUUUAGUGUUUUGCCAGUUGUGAAACAAUCAAAGGUACACAUAAUAAAUGCUCAACAACAACAAACAAAUUCAGAAUCAUUGUAUGUCUGUCAAUUGCAGAGGAAAACUUCUAACCAAAAGUCUAAAAAGAAACAUAAGUGGAGUCAUACAAAGGAAAAGUUACACUGCUGUUUGGAAUGUGGAAAGCAGUUCUCACAAACAAGUCAUCUUAAGACCCACAUAAGAAUUCAUACUGGAGAGAAACCAUUUUGCUGCUCAGAAUGUGGGAAAGGAUUCUCUAACAAAUUCAAUCUUCAGCUUCAUACAAGAAUUCACACUGGAGAAAAGCCAUAUUGCUGUUCUGAUUGUGGGAAACUAUUUUCUUUCAGUAGCCAUCUUCUGACACACAAAAGAAUUCACACUGGAGAGAAGCCAUAUUGCUGUUCCUACUGCGGGAAACGGUUUUCCACCAGUAGCCAGCUUCAGACCCACACAAGAACACACACUGGAGUGAAACCGUAUUAUUGCUCUGAUUGUGGUAAAGGAUUUUCCAACAGUAGCUAUCUUCUGAGACACACAAGAAUGCACGGUGGGGAGAAGCCAUAUUGUUGUUCUUACUGUGGCAAAGGAUUCUCUGACAGACACAAUCUUCAGAUUCACAGAAGAAUUCAUAAUGAAAAAAAGCCAAGUUGUUGUUCGGAUUGUGGAAAAUUUUUUUCAACCAAUAGCAAUCUGCAGAGACAUAUAAGAUCUCACACUGGAGAGAAGCCAUAUUGCUGUUCUGAAUGUGGAAAACGAUUCUCUACAACUAGCCAUCUUCAGCUCCACAAAAGAAUUCACACUGGAGAGAAGCCAUAUUCCUGUUCUGAAUGUAGCAAACAAUUCUCCACAAGUGGCCAUCUUCAGCUCCAUGCAAGAAUUCACACUGGAGAGAAGCCAUAUUGCUGUUUUGAAUGUGGCAAAAAAUUCUCACAAAUUAGCCAUCUUAAGACUCACACAAGAAUUCACACUGGAGAGAAACCGUUUUGCUGUUCUGAAUGUGGCAAACAAUUCUCACAAAUAGGCAAUUUUCAGACCCACAUAAAAAUUCACACCGGAGAGAAACGUACAACAAAAGUCAAAACAUAAACCAACUUGCAAUCUCUGUCCUGUCUUACAGCUCUGGAGUCUUAGAGUGGCCACAAAGUGAUCUAUAUAGACUGGACACUAAAAUAAGAAAAUUGCCACAUGCACAUCAACUAAUAUAUAAGAAUAAAUGCAUCUGAAGAUUUUACAUUGCAAGAUCUGGAAGAGGUAUGGGUUUGUUAGGUCCUGAUGGCCAAAGAAUUAUAGACUGAAAGACACAACAAAAUCCAACCUACCAACAUCAGAACUGCAACUACAGAGUACAAGGAUGAGUUAGUCACUUAGGAUAUACCAAUUCCAAACAGAAAAAUAGAUGCCAGAAGAACUGAAUAAUGUAAUUAAAGGAAAACAAUCAAAGAAACUUAAACUUAUUGACCAGACACAUUGCUGGGAAUGUCCCUUGGCGUUACUUACAUAGGUGACAACUGUAAAUACAAGCACAGUAAGCAAUAUAUGGCACAAUGACAUUAUUUGCAAUACUGUACAGUACUAAGAGUACAGAAAAGCUGGAUAAUUUUAGUCCUAAAUAACUACUUAGUACUCAGAAUGGAGAGAUAAAAAAAUAAAGUAAUGAGAAAUACAGUCGGAAAUAUGCCAGAUAUGGGUGAAAACAACUAAAAUUUACAGGACUAAUUUAAAAGCACCUCCAGGCGUAUCUGAAAAGCCAUAAACACACGUACAAGCAGAAGCUGUGCCAUCAGCCAGUAAUCCAGGAAAUGAAUGAAAGCCUCACUGGCGCAGAAAAAUACAGAGAACUGACAGAGGAUAAUA